Molecule: messenger RNA, 2241 nt
Organism: Erythranthe guttata (spotted monkey flower)
Lineage: Eukaryota; Viridiplantae; Streptophyta; Magnoliopsida; Lamiales; Phrymaceae
Product: rop guanine nucleotide exchange factor 7
Molecular function (GO): guanyl-nucleotide exchange factor activity
Source: RefSeq, a predicted model, not a curated record
AAUCUUGUGCUUAUAUCAUCAUAGCUCUCUCUCUCUCUCUAGAGCUCUCUCUCUCUCUCUCUCACACACACACACAGACACACACACAGAGAGACACAAACACACAUUCAGGCAUCAUUCUUGCACUCCAGUAGUGCCUGAGAGCAAUUACUAUCUUAGAGCAAUUAUUGCAAUUUCCACUCACAUUUUACUUCUGUCUAGUUUUUAUUGACCAUUGGCAGAGCCAAAGAUGGUUGAAUCCGAACUACUUGGAAACUCAUGGAACCAAACCCCUCUUCUACAUGGGUCUCAAAAUCCGUCAACUUCUUGAAAAACAAAUCCAAAUUCCCCAACAGGGUUUCUUCCUCUUCCUGCAGUACGAGGUUUCGUUUCGAUGGCAUGGUCGUAAAUAACUCUCUCUACUACUGCCCUUCACCCAUUUCCCCCCACCCAGAAAUGGCCACACCACUGUUGAACCAACUGAAUUUCUCCAUUGAAGAAGAAACUGCAGAAACCAGUUCAAUUUCUGAUUUCUUGUCCUCCGAGGUUUCAUCUUCCCCGCAUUGCAGCACCUCCGAGGUUUCUGAACAAACGGACAAACCCCAUUCCCACAGAUUACAAGAAAAUGAGAUGAUGAAAGAAAGAUUCGCAAAACUGCUGCUCGGUGAAGAUAUGUCUGGUUGUGGCAAUGGAGUUUGCACUGCUCUAGCUAUAUCAAAUGCCAUUACCAAUCUCUGCGCUACACUUUUCGGACAAAUUUGGAGACUAGAGCCACUAAAACCCGAUAAAAAGUCAAUGUGGCGAAGAGAAAUGGAAUGGCUUCUCUGCGUUAGUGAUCACAUUGUCGAGUUGAUACCGUCUUGGCAGACAUUUCCCGAUGGAACCAAACUUGAGAUUAUGACUUCGCGACCCCGAUCGGAUCUUUACAGUAAUCUCCCUGCAUUAUGCAAAUUAGACAACAUGUUACUCGAAAUAUUGGACAGUUUCGAAAGUUCGGAGUUUUGGUAUGUAGAGCAGGGGAUAUUAACCCCAGAAGGUGAUGGAUCUGGAUCCGGAUCUUCGUCAUCCUUCCGGAAGAUUCUACCACGUCAAGUAGACAAAUGGUGGCUUCCGAUUCCUCGGGUGCCACCUGGCGGACUCACCGAAAAUGCAAGAAAGAUGCUGCAACACAGACGGGAUUCCACGAACCAAAUCCUUAAAGCUGCAAUGGCUAUCAACAGUACAGCUUUAGCUGAUAUGGAUAUACCCGAAUCGUAUUUAGAAGCUCUACCAAAGAAUGGAAAAGCAAGUUUGGGAGAUCUUAUCCACCGUUACAUUAAUUCGGACCAAUAUUCUCCCGAAUGUUUGCUCGACUGUCUCGAUUUGUCAUCCGAGCAUCAUGCUUUAGAGAUUGCCAAUCGAGUGGAGGCAACAAUUCACGUGUGGAGACGAAAAACGAAUUCGAAACCUUUAAAUCAUUACCCCACACAAAGAUCCAAUUCAAAGUCAUCGUGGGAAAUUGUUAAGGAUUUGGUUAUCGAUGCAGACAAACGAGAACUAUUAGCGUCCAGAGCAGAAACCCUUCUACUCUGCUUGAAGCAGCGUUUUCCCGGUUUACCACAAACCACUUUAGACACGAGCAAAAUUCAAUGCAACAAGGAUGUUGGGAAAUCAAUAUUGGAGGGAUACUCGAGAGUACUGGAGAGCCUGGCUUUCAAUAUUGUGGCACGAAUCGAUGACCUGAUUUAUGUGGAUGACUUGUCGAAGAAUUCGGAUCAGCUCGUGUCGAUAUCGAUGGUUGGUGUGAUUAGUCAUAAAAACGUGAAGACAACUUUUACGAGUCCUAGAUUGUUCUCGCCUUCGCAGUUGAUUGGUCAUGCUGAGGUGGAUAAGUCACCGUAUAUCGAGAGCAGCAAGCUUCCUCUUCGUGGAAUUGGUGUGAAAAGGAUUUUGACCGAUUAUUUGAGUAUUGAUGGAAAAGGGAGGGGCGAUAUCGGAAGAUCCGAUUCAUUUUCGAAACACGGUAUUAGUUGAUGAAUUUGCAGAUUCGUCGAGGAUGAAUGAGCAAAAGGGAUCACUGUUUUUUUUUUCUUUCUUCGUAUAGAGGUCAUUUUUGUGUGUGUUUAUUUUAUUUUAUUUCAUGCACAUGCAAAAAGAGUAUUUGAAGGUGGUGAGAGCUGUAAUCUAGUUUUUAUUGUAUUGUUUGAAGAUGUAAUGAGAUGAGAGGCUUUGUAAUAAGAAUGCACGUUCAAAUUUGAGAUAUCAACAGUAUUAAACACCAUA